AUGGCCGAGCGACUUGAACGCUUCUUCAACUCGACCUCAUUCUUCAUCUUUGCCGCGAUUCUCCUCUGCCUCAUCCUCCUUACCCCAGUCGACGCCAUCUACCAAUGCUACGAAACGAACCGCCUCACCAACAUCUUCUUCAUCACCGGCGCGUAUGUCGCCACCUUCCUCCUUGCAGUCCUCAUAUACGCGACUCGAAUCUACACCAACCGAAGUACAUUGACCGGGAUCCCAAAGGCAUGGAUACCUAUUGAAAAGGAAGAUGUGAACAAGAGCGUGAGGCGCCUGGUCAUGGAGGGUCUAGCACGCAGUGCAGUCAUUGCGUACCAAGCUCGGCCGCGUGAUGUCACACAUGAAGCGGAAAGUUUCCAGAACUACCAAGAUCUCACAAUCGACCCAGUUCAUCCGCCAUGGGGCCAUGUCGAGCAUCCUGGCUGGUCAUCGCCGGCAACACCAGAUUUGCCCGACCUCCCAUACCGCACAGUCAUUCAGGAAUUGCCGAACCUGAUCGAGGCUAAAGCAGUCUCACUCGCGCCCGCCGAUAUGCUCGCAUCUGCCUCGCUAGAUCCAUUCCCAGAUACACGCGUGGUGGAAGUCCUACAGCGACCUGCUUCCAUGGGCUUGCGGCAAUACGUUAAACAUCUCAUUUCUCUGGGAGCCAUUGAUUCACCUGAAUUGGGAGCAGAUUUCCUAGCGCUCUAUGAACGCGCGCGGUUCUCUUCACAUGACCUGAGAGAGUCGGAGUUUCGAGAUCUCAUGCACCUGUUCGCAGAGAUCUUACGAGGAAUGACGUCUCUCACGACACCAGUCCUUAAUGAGAUCCGUGAUAGUGCAAGCUUCCGUCAUACAGACAAUGAAUCUUUCAUCGGACCAUCAGAUGAAGAAGGGGAAACGGACACGGUCGACCAAUAUGGAUACGAAGGUCCCUUCACCCCGAUACGAACCAAUAGUUUGCGGCCAUCCAAUGCUUCUACCUGGGAGAACCGGUCUAUGUGCGCAACAGCACCUGCAACACAUAGUCCUGCAUCGGCUCGAUCAACUGGUCGCGGCUACUUUGCGCAGGGACUCCUUCGCACGCCGUCGACACUAUCGCUGCGACGCGUACAAUCGUCCCAGUCCGGGAGUUCGGGAGGAAGUGUCAUUCGCUUGACGCAGACUCGAAGCCCAACAGAUCUACCAUACACCUUCAACUACGCUGGUCGUAGCAACUAA
Molecule: messenger RNA, 1212 nt
Organism: Penicillium maclennaniae
Lineage: Eukaryota; Fungi; Ascomycota; Eurotiomycetes; Eurotiales; Aspergillaceae
Exons: 1
Coding region: 1-1212 (403 amino acids)
Source: RefSeq, a predicted model, not a curated record